AUGGGGCACCAAGGGGGCAAGUGUAGCUUCAGUGCCAGCAGAGUCUGCAGGUUUGAUGGCGGAGAGAGUCCAGUAGCGGUGAUCAGUGGUGAGGAGGACUCGGCCAGCCCCCUCCACCACGUCAACCAUGGCAUCAUCAGCCCGUGCACGCUGGACGCCGGCGCCGACGCCGUGGUCAUCGGGAUGACACGCAUCCCCGUCAUCGAGAACCCCCAGUACUUCAGACACGGACACACCUGCAACAAGCCUGCCACCUACGUCCAGCACAUCAAGCGUCGUGACAUCAUCCUGAAGCGGGAGCUAGGGGAGGGGGCCUUUGGGAAGGUCUUCCUGGCAGAGUGCUACAACUUGAGCCCAACCAAGGACAAGAUGCUGGUGGCUGUCAAGACGCUGAAGGACCUCUCUAACGAGCCCCUCUACCUCCAGACCCUGAAGGACCCCACCCUGGCGGCCAGGAAGGACUUCCAGAGGGAGGCGGAGCUUCUUACCAACCUGCAGCACGAGCACAUUGUCAAGUUCUACGGCGUGUGCGUGGAUGGAGACCCGCUCAUCAUGGUGUUUGAGUACAUGAAGCACGGAGACCUCAACAAGUUCCUGAGAGCCCACGGGCCAGACGCCAUGAUCCUGGUUGACGGACAGCCCCUGCAGACCAAUGGGGAGCUGGGCCUGUCCCAGAUGCUGCACAUCGCCAGCCAGAUCGCGGCGGGGAUGAUGUACCUGUCGUCCCAGCACUUUGUGCACAGAGACCUGGCCACCAGGAACUGUCUGGUGGGGAACGGACUGCUGGUGAAGAUCGGAGACUUCGGGAUGUCCAGGGACAUCUACAGCACGGACUACUACCGGGUCGGAGGUCACACCAUGCUGCCCAUCCGCUGGAUGCCUCCUGAGAGCAUCAUGUACAGGAAGUUCACCACGGAGAGCGAUGUGUGGAGCUUCGGGGUGAUUCUCUGGGAGAUCUUCACAUACGGCAAACAGCCCUGGUUCCAGCUGGCCAAUAACGAGGUGAUAGAGUGUAUUACCCAAGGCCGUGUGCUGGAGAGACCCCGUGUGUGUCCUAAGGAGGUGUAUGACAUGAUGCUAGGCUGCUGGCUGAGGGAGCCCCAGCAGAGGCUAAACAUCAAGGACAUACAGAAAAUACUCUUCGCCUUGAGCAAAGCUACGCCAGUCUAUCUGGACAUCCUCGGCUAGCCGCCAGCCUGGCUGAAGGCACGCUAGCCUGUUAGCGUGCUAGGGUGUUAGCAGGCUAGGGCGUUAGCGCGGUAGCCUGUCAGCAAGCAAGCCUGUUAGCAGAUUAGCCUGUUGGUCUGCUAGCCUGUUAGCACGCUAGCCUGUUGGCUUGCUAGCCUGUUAGCACGCUAGCCUGUGAGUAUGCUAUCUUGUGAGCUCGCUAGCUUGUUAGCGUGCUAGCCUGUGGGGUUGUCUGUUGGUUUCAUCUUGUCUAUCUCUAUCCCCAACGGAUACACAAAGCAACCCAGGAAUAAUACAAACAAACAAACAGAACUGCUUUACUGUCAAACACUCACUGUACAAUAUAGGGAUUGACUUAAGUGCCUGCUACUCCUUUCAAUACACUGGAUAACAGUCUUUAAAAAAGCACUUUUACAUUUUGUUUACCUGCAUUUAAAACUGUACAAUCCUGGAUACUGUACGAAGAGAACAACCUUCUUUUUGCCUACAGAAAAAAAUACAGAAAACCAAAAAAAAAGACAAAAUAUUUAGAAAAUGCAUUACAAAAAAAUCACAAAAAAAUAUAAUCCCAGAGAAAAAGAUGAAAUCCCUGGACUGAGUUUGGUUUUGGUGACAUACAGCUUGACAGAAAAUCAAACUACCCAGGUGAUUUAGUUUUUCUUUUUAUAAAUACAUAUUCUAUAUAUUUUUUAAUUUAUUUUUAUUUUCCGAGUGUGGAUUCCUGCUGUUUCUCACUAAGAAUACUGUACAUGCUCCACUGAAAGUGGCAUUUAUUGACAAGACAGUGGGUUGGCAGGCAAACUUUUGGGGGAAAAGCCUUACUGCACUCGGAUUGGCUGGAUCUUCACCCUGACUCUGGAUCUAAGGAUGAUAUUGGCUAAGGAGUAUGGACUACUUCCCAGCAAGAAUUCCGAAGAGCAGGAAGUGACAUUGAUGACCAUCCUAAUUUAAAAGUGAAUGUAUAUACUGUAAAUUUGUAUGUCACGAGAUAUGUUAACUUAUUUCAUUUCCGAAUUAGAUGGUUUUUAGUUUUGAUGUUGUGUUCUGUUGAGUGAAUCCGAUAGGUAUUUUGAUAAUCUCUUUUUUAAUUUACUUUUCUAUUCUUCGCCUGGUCAUAGCCUGUAUGUUAUUCCAAUGAUUAAUUAAUGAAUUGCAUCUAUUUUAUUUAGAUUCAUCAUCCUCUUUUGACAUGAUGUGAUAAAAAUGUAACAUUGAGAGUCAGGAUUGUAGAUGGAUAGACAGAGAUGUCAACUCUUUGGGUAGAGUCCUUGUGUCUUUGUGCUUUGCCAGCUUACAUAAACAGAAAGCCUACUGUAUGGUGUUGUUAUAGCCAUCCCACACAUAUAGCCUUCUGUCUUCAUCUUCAUUACAUAGUAAUACUCUCAGUUCAUCUUCCCUCCAAACCCCAUGCCCUCCAUUAUCCAGCCCCAUGCAAAGAGCUAUUCCAUUUAGCAUUAUUAUUAUUAUUCCUGUUGUUGCUGGCUGUCAGUGAUCGUGUCCUGAUCCCCACACCUGUAUGACAUCAUGGUGGACCUCACCCUUUCACUCUUGACAUGUUUUUUCUCACACUUGACUCAUUCAGGGGUCUGUUGCCAUCUAUCCACUGAUCCCACGAGUCCCUAGUUUCGCAACGUCGUUUCAACCUUGAUGUAUUCAACCUUGCUGACAGCUGAUGGUCUCGCUCUGACGGCCACGCUGGUUGUGCUGCACACUUCCUUUCAGCCAGGGUCUGCCUCCUAUCUCACAGCCUCCUCGCGCUGUGCUGCAUGUCAAAAACACCGACACACAGCCACCAACAGAAUGUUUCCCCUGACAUGAGAGACGCUCCGGGAGGUGAACCCGACUUUAUCUUUUUCCGUACAGCUGUGUACCGGUGUUAAACCACCCAACACUUGGCAAGACUUAGACAGGUGAAUUAUUCAGUAAGUGUGAUAGAGCGAUUGUGGGGGAGGGGGGGGGGGGCGGUGGCUUAUGAAGGAGAACAGCAGUGAUGACAAACACAGGCUGAGGCAUUGUGGGAAAUGUUCCCAGCUUCUUUUUUUUUUUGCUGAGUGAAGCAGUCAGUUCAAGAUUGUUUGUAAGCUCAGUGACACGCAGAUGAUAAAUCUAUAAGCAUUCAUAACUGGGUUUGGGUGGGGAUUGUUCUCUCACAACCCUUUAGUUCUUAACUGAGACAUUGUAUGUGUAGUCAUCAUAUUUCAUAACAUUCUUGUUUAUGUAUAGAAUAACUUGACUUAUACAAAAUGUCUUUUUAAACUGAAAAGUUCUGGUCAACUUUUAAAAGUGCUGUACUUGUAGCUCAAAUUAAAAGUUCCUUCAUCUUUGAA
This is a messenger RNA of Osmerus eperlanus (European smelt), 3515 nucleotides long. RefSeq names its product neurotrophic tyrosine kinase, receptor, type 3a (gene ntrk3a). The record is from RefSeq and is a predicted model, not a curated record. The transcript has 7 exons. Gene Ontology annotation, cellular component: signaling receptor complex; plasma membrane; axon. The coding region runs from base 1 to 1188 and encodes 395 amino acids. NCBI's taxonomy places the organism in Eukaryota, Metazoa, Chordata, Actinopteri, Osmeriformes, Osmeridae. Gene Ontology annotation, biological process: cell surface receptor protein tyrosine kinase signaling pathway; protein phosphorylation; positive regulation of neuron projection development. Gene Ontology annotation, molecular function: neurotrophin receptor activity; transmembrane receptor protein tyrosine kinase activity; ATP binding.